GAAUUUCCUACGUUUGCGUCGGGCCAUGAAUGCACCGCCAAGUUACACAAACUGCGCUUCGAGUGAGUAACGCAGACGUUACAGACGUUACCUGCGAGGGGAAACUGUAAAUAUGACUUCUUUAAAACAAAAAUAGUUCACGUUUAUAGUGGUGAUAAUGAAAAUCCUCCACGGUCAAACACCACCCCGUGACCUUUACCCCCUUGACAGCGUUGGUUCGCAGCAGCAAUGGACGGAAGACAUGACCCGCCCUGUGGCAGAGCAGGCCGCCUGACCUCAACACAGCAGCCCCGCUUCACGAGCGCGACACCGGGGGGAGGCGAACCCCAGCUACACGCCCCCCGCCAGGUGUGAUGGCAGUUGGAGGGUUGAUGACUGCAGACACGUGGCUCUAGGGGUGCAGCGCUGCGCUAUCCGGCACCAUGCUGCAGAAAGGGAAGAUCCAGAUUAUCGAAUGGGAGGACCUGGACAAGAGGAAGUUUUACUCCCUGGGUGUGUUCAUGACCCUGACCACCCGGGCCACGGUCUACCCGGCCAGCCUCAUACGAACCCGUCUCCAGGUGCAGAAGGGGAAGGCCCUCUACUCCGGCACCUUUGACGCUUUCUGCAAGAUCCUGCGGGCAGAGGGCGUGCAUGGCCUCUACCGCGGGUUCAUGGUUAACACGUUCACCCUAAUCUCAGGACAGGCCUAUAUCACCACCUAUGAGCUGGUGCGCAAAUACGUGUCCCAGCACACGCCCAGCAACACAGUGAAGUCGGUGGUGGCGGGUGGGGCGGCGUCCCUAGUGGCCCAGACCAUCACUGUGCCCAUAGACGUGGUGUCUCAGCAACUGAUGAUGCAAGGACAGGGGGAGCACCUGACCCGCUUCAAGGCCAAACCCAAAGUGAUGCUCGCCACAACCAAGCGCAGACUGACCUUCGGGCAGUCGCGUGACAUUACGGUGCAAAUAUUUGCAGCCGACGGAUUCAGGGGAUUUUACAGAGGCUAUGUGGCAUCGCUGCUCACGUACAUCCCCAACAGCGCACUGUGGUGGCCUUUUUAUCACUUUUAUGCAGAGCAGCUGUCCUUGUUGGCACCGAGUGAGUGUCCCCACCUGAUUCUGCAGGCUAUGGCAGGACCAAUGGCUGCGGCCACCGCCUCCACCAUCACCAACCCCAUGGAUGUUGUUCGAGCAAGAGUUCAGGUGGAGGGACGAUCAUCUGUCAUCGAGACGUUCAAGCAGCUGCUGGCAGAGGAGGGCGUCUGGGCGAUGACCAAGGGGCUGUCGGCCCGCAUCAUCUCCUCCCUGCCCACGUCGGUGCUCAUCGUGGUGGGGUACGAGACUCUGAAGAGACUGAGCCUGCGAUCUGAGCUGGUUGAGUCCAGACACUGGUGAAAGGCCACACGGGGACGGAAUAGACCUGCAGCAGGCGCCACCUUAGGGGAUAAUGACCCAGAACUGUCUCCAUUUGUGGGGUAAAUGGUCCACUGCGGGCAGCUGCUACGAGCCUUUCAGACUUUAAAUGAAUUUAUGAUUAUUAUAAUGAGUGUGAGUGGCGAUGUUUUGUCUUCAGGUGCACUCAUGUUAUCGCUGUUCUGUUUUCCAUUUGUCUAACCUUUUUUCUUCUUCCUUUUUGCCAAAAUAUUAUGAAAUGGGUUAAAACUAAAUGUGCCAUUUAAAAGAAAAAAAAGGAGAGUAGAAAACUCAAUUCAAUGCUCCUCGUAUGCAUAUUUCUUAACAACACAGAACCACUGUGGGGGGGGGGGGGGGUUUGUAAAUAAAUUUAGUUAUGAUCUCUUCAUAUGUGCCAAGAGAUUAAGAAAUUCUAUUUUACUGUGCACUCACGCAGCCUAAGCACAUGAACACAUCAGCAUACUCUCCAGGUGAAUUUGAUUUUUAAAGUCGAGCAUCAUGGCAGUUAAUUACAGGAUAUGAUUAAGGAGCAUGUUUAGUGAGGCCAGUCUGAGUUUUCAAUGUGCCAAAAUACACAAAUAGAGACACAAAAGCCUAAUUUCUGCCCCAUUGAGCACAAGAAAGCAGAGAAUGGCCAGAUAUAAAGAAACAAUUGUGCUGGUCUGUUGAGAAUCUCUCCUGUUUAGGCCUAAAUGGAGGUGUCAUUAUUUAAUUACAGCAAUUCAGUUAAGUAUACAAAAGAAAUGAGUUCAUAAUCAAAGUUUGAGACUUGAGCUACAUAAAGUAUCUUUAAAAUACAAUACUUGUUCACAUAUAAUGUCUUUAUCUAUAGAGGUCUUAUUGAAACCAGACUCGUCUGUGCAGUUUUGUUGUUUGUGAAGUCAGCCGAAGUUGCCUUCAGGUUUCACCUGUCUCCAUGAAUCUGAGGAAAAUAAAAUUGGAGAAACACAUGAAUGCAGCCAUUUAACUGUUACUGCCAGAAACUCAACGUGGUUCAACACUGUGCCCUUUCUUUAACAAAACCCAAAGUUUAUUGUGUUAGCAAACUCAACACUUCCUCCGCCAUUUCUGAACAGCCAAUGAAAUAGACCAUCUCUCGCAUCGAGGAAUUGAAAAGCCUGUAUUCACCAGCUACCUGCAAAUAUCCAAUAAUUAUUUGUUUGAUGGGGUUUAAACACAGAACAUUUGAUUGAGGAUAAUAAAGGAUUCUGAAUCAC
Scophthalmus maximus (turbot) is the source of this 2611-nucleotide messenger RNA. RefSeq names its product solute carrier family 25 member 44a (gene slc25a44a). The transcript is spliced from 4 exons. Gene Ontology annotation, cellular component: mitochondrion. The record is from RefSeq and is a predicted model, not a curated record. NCBI's taxonomy places the organism in Eukaryota, Metazoa, Chordata, Actinopteri, Pleuronectiformes, Scophthalmidae. Gene Ontology annotation, biological process: transmembrane transport; branched-chain amino acid catabolic process. Gene Ontology annotation, molecular function: branched-chain amino acid transmembrane transporter activity. Bases 423 to 1376 code for a protein of 317 amino acids.